AUGCACGCAUACACACCGUUUUUUUUUCAAAUAAGCUGGAAUAACAAGGUUUGCCAGCCCAUCACAGCCUUAACACUUUUCUCACUUUGUCUUCCUCUUUUCUUUUUCCGGAUUCCUUCUUUCUUUCUUUCUUUCUUUCUUUCUUUCUUUCUUUCCUUUUUUAGUUCUUACAGUUUUCCUCCCUUAUUUCUUUAUUACAUUCUUUUAAUUUUCUCUGCUGCUCCCACUUUUUCCUUCAUUUUUCUUUCUUUAUUUUCUUUCUUUCUUUGUUACUUUCAUUUUUCUUUACGUCUUUAUUUUCUUCAUUUUCUUUCUUUUACUUCUCUUUUUCUUUCUUCCUAUUCCCCCACUUUAGUUUCCCUUUCAUUCUUUCUUUCUUCCUAUUACACCCUAUUUAUAUUUUCUAUUCAUUUUCUUUCUUUUGUCCAUCUUGUCUACAUUCUCUCAUUUUUAAUUUCUCAUUCUUCCUCUCAUUUUCCUUCUCUCUUUUUCUUCACUCUUUCUGCAUUUUAG
Acanthosepion pharaonis is the source of this 513-nucleotide messenger RNA. Lineage: Eukaryota; Metazoa; Mollusca; Cephalopoda; Sepiida; Sepiidae. The record is from the annotation of a GenBank genome assembly.